This is a messenger RNA of Physcomitrium patens, 801 nucleotides long. RefSeq names its product dolichyl-diphosphooligosaccharide--protein glycosyltransferase subunit DAD1. Gene Ontology annotation, cellular component: oligosaccharyltransferase complex; membrane. NCBI's taxonomy places the organism in Eukaryota, Viridiplantae, Streptophyta, Bryopsida, Funariales, Funariaceae. The record is from RefSeq and is a predicted model, not a curated record. Gene Ontology annotation, biological process: protein N-linked glycosylation.
CCGAAGUGGAGUUGUGUGUGUUUCGGCGAGAACGGAAGCUCUCGUUUGUUGCAAAUUUGUGGAUGUUUGAGCUUCGAUUGAAUCGGCCCAGUUCAGUUCAGUUCAGUGGGGCUAUGGCUUCUACCGCCAAGGAUGCGCAGGAUCUCUUCUCUGCGAUGCGCUCUGCAUAUUCUAAGACCCCAACAAGGCUCAAGAUCAUAGAUGUUUAUGUUAUCUACGGUCUGAUCACAGCACUUAUACAGGUGGUGUAUAUGGCGAUGGUCGGAACAUUCCCAUUUAACGCUUUUCUUUCUGGUGUGUUGUCAUGCAUUGGCACUUCUGUACUUGGGGUCUGUCUACGGAUACAGGUUAAUCCAGAAAACAAGGAAUUUAAGGAUCUUUCUCCGGAAAGAGCGUUUGCAGAUUUUGUUUUGUGCAAUCUUGUUCUUCAUCUGGUUAUCAUGAACUUCUUGGGUUAAUUCAAACCGUGGGCCUUUAAAAAGAUCUAGCCUACGUAACGUUGCCCGAGUUGACGCAAUUCUAUGUCUCCACAUUCGGCUUUUUAUGUCAAUACUUUAAACGUCACAUAUUAAAACCACUCAGUGACUGCCGCAAUGAUUUCAUCGUCGUAGGCAAAGCUUCCUUUCAAUCUCGAGAAACAUAUUGACAGCAUUAUCCGGUAGGGUUGGAUUCUUUAAUUUCGAUUAGAUAUUGAGAUUUUGUUGCUUGUGAAAUUAGUAUUUAAUCAUGGACCUCUUUUGUAAUUACUCGAGAGUUUGCAUGAAUGUUGAGAAUUCUAAUUCAAGAGUACUUUGAACUGCA